Molecule: messenger RNA, 2823 nt
Organism: Theileria orientalis strain Shintoku
Lineage: Eukaryota; Apicomplexa; Aconoidasida; Piroplasmida; Theileriidae
Exons: 11
Coding region: 1-2823 (940 amino acids)
Biological process (GO): positive regulation of rRNA processing; positive regulation of transcription by RNA polymerase I
Cellular component (GO): nucleolus
Molecular function (GO): RNA binding; protein binding
Source: RefSeq, a predicted model, not a curated record
AUGAAAUCUCGUCACAGAAGCAUCGCAACCUCAGAAAAUAGAGAUUUCGACAACGAUUCUGCGUCGUCGUCCGAAUCUUCGAAAACCGAUGUUUCUAAUUCAUAUGAAGAUGGAAUCUGCGAGUCGGAUUCGUCAUCAGAUCCCAGUGAUUACCCCUCGUAUCCACCCAGAAUCUCAGGAGGAUGUAUAAUCUCAGAAAGGCCAAUUUUCCUAAGAAACUCAAUCCUAUGCGUAAUAAAUAAUCGCAAAUGUACAUUAUAUAGCUCAAAAGAUGCCAGAAGGCUGUGCGAUACUCGUAUGAGUCCGGAAAUGAUUGUCGGAUCAAGAUCAUUCAUAUAUGAGAAUGAGUAUGAAAUAUUGCUGUGUGCAUCGUCAAACGGAAGUGUAUUGAUAUACAACGUGCCAAAUUACACAUAUAAGCUGAAUUAUCACGAAGAGGACCCGGAAAGAAGAGAGUUGGACCUAAUAGUGGAAUUGAAAAUAGAAUGUAGAAAUCUGUUGUCAAUAGAAGUGAAUAAGGAGUCAGGAAAAAUGAUAUGUGUGAUAAUAACAAACCAGUUAAAAACGGAAGUUAUUCUAUUGGAUUUGAAUUUCGAAAAUAUUCUAUUUACAGAUGACUAUGAAAACGAAGAAGAAGAUAAUAGUAAGGAUAAUAACAGGAGUGAAAAUGAGGUUAUUAAGAAAUAUAAAAUAAUAGCAUCGUUAGAAUCUAAUUUGGAAGUAUUCGAAGUGGAUAGGUCAUUCAGUAGAGUAGCAUUGGGAGUAAAUAAGUCAUGUCUGUAUAUAGACCUGAAAACAGAGCAAAAGUACUAUUUCGAAAACGAUAACGUAAUCACGUGUAUAGGAUUCGAUAGUAGAGGGUCGAUGGCACUGGGAGAUGCGUCAGGGCAAAUAAUAAUAAUAUCGGCGCUGGACAGGAGCUGUUUCGGAAACACAAAUUAUAUGUCAACAGUGAGUUAUGCAGUCUUGGGGUGUAAAAUUAGUUGCAACGCAAACAUGAAGAGUCUGUCAAGCAACCUUAACGCAAUUAAGAAAAACAGUAAAGGAAACAAUCAAGGAAAAGGAGAAGAGGAAGGAGAGUAUAUACUGGGGAAGGUGGAAACGAAGAGACUGCACUGGCACGCGCACGGAGUAAACUGCAUAGCCUACAACGAAAAAAACGCUAACAUGUUGCUCUCAGGAGGAGAGGAGGGAGUAGUGGUGGUGUGGGACCUGGUGAACCACUCGAAGAAGUUUGUGACGAGGCUGGGCGCACCGAUAUUCCACGUAGCGAUGGCAGAAGACCACACGAUAAUGGCGUCACUGCAGAACAACGCAAUCACGCUGAUAGACGCAACGUCACUGUCAAUAAGAGGCAAGGUGUCGUCAAUAAUGGUGGACAUGCCACUGUGUGAGAGGUGUGACCAGGAGAGAAGAGUAAUAGAGUAUUACCCAAACAGCUGGAUGAAGGAACCAGUGGAAAAAAGGAAAGGUGAAUCUGUGAGUGAAGGAACAAAUAAGUUGCAAGUGUACGACUACGUUCAGGACUGCGAGACGAAGCUGAUAGACGUAACGAACGUGAACUACGUGUCGAGGCAGGACGAGGAGGCAGGACAGCACUACCACAUCACGAACUCACAAGAGUACACAUUACACACAAAUAUAAAUAGCCCGCACAGUAAAAGAGUAACAUCGCUGAAACAAUUAAACCACAAGAAUAAGUUUUUGAGUACAUCAUUGGAUGGGAAGUUGAAUGUGUAUUCACUAGUAAAGUCGAGAGAAGUGUGGAUAAUAGAACACGUGCUAAAUUACAAGGAGUUGCCAAUACACUCAAUGUCAAUAAACGAAAAUAACAUGGUGCUACUGAGACACGAUUGCGCAAUGUCACUAUGGAAGUAUUUUGAAUCGUACGAAAAGGGGUUGAUGAACAUAAAGGCAAUGGCACUUAAUAUGGCACAAGACGUGUUCUACGUAGAGUAUGUUGACGAUGAGUCGAUACUACUGAGUACGAGAAAGAAAGUAGAAAUAUAUAACCUUAAGAAUAGUGAGAAGAGUCGACUGCUUGAAACAGGAGAUAAUGAAGAAGUUAAUUCAGUGUUGGUGAAGUAUAGUUUGGUAGCAGUUAACAUAAGAAGACGCCUGGAGAAUGUAAAUUAUAUGGAUUACAUGGAAAUAUAUGAUGUAAAGAAGAAAUUGAAAAUAUACUCGAAGGUUAUAAAGGGACUUAACAGUAAAUUUGAUAUAAAGAUAUUGCCAUAUCCGCUGCAAACAAUGAGAACGAAAACAGAAAAAAAAAAUAAAGAAAGCAUUAGUAAGCCUUUGUUUAGAAGCAGUGAAGUGUAUUAUCACGUGUUGCUAAUAAACGGAAACACACAUGAUAUAGAAGUAAUGCCAAUAAUAAAAGAAAAUGAAAAUUAUAGAAUAGAUAAUAAUUAUGAAGAAGAAAGAGUAGAAGAAAGGAAAAGUGGAAGAGCAGGAUGUAAAAGAAUAAGAAGGGAAGAAAGCCAUGUGAAUCAACUGGGACUGUUCAUACAAAAUAUGUUAACCAGAAGUAAGGAGAGCGGAAACAAGAACAGAAAGGGAAAAUAUAACCUGUGUAACAAGUACUACAGACUAAGCAGCUACAAGUGUAAAAGAAUAGACGUAGAGAAGAUAAGCGAGUUGUACAACAAUGCGGAAGCGAUGCCGAGACCAACCGUGCUACUGGACCACAUAAUCAAUAAUUUACUUGAGCGUGCCAGUAUUGUGGUGAAAAGGGUGAUGUGUGUUGAAAGGGAAGAUGAGAUUGGUGGAAUCUCACAACCACAUAUUCUGAUGUGGUCGCUGGAUGAAGCGGAAACCUGA